CAUAUAAUAUGACUAUUAGCUCGCAUUGAAUAUAAUUUCACACCUCUUUAACAGCUCUUGAAGAUGAAUUAACUUCAAAGUGCCCAUUAGCAAUGAAAGAACUCCGCGUUAAAAGYACUAUUCUUUGAUCUUAAGCUUUGGAUUCAGGGUUGUUGCAAUUUGAAUUCAUUGUGUUGUCAAUACAAUUGAAUAUGAAGUUUUUUUGUGGCGUAUCAGACGAAGUGUUUGUUUGUGAAUGCAGCUGUCAUUAAAAUUCUAUUGAACUCCAUAACAAUGCAGUAAGCCUGUGAAUUACUUUAUGAAAAGCUGAUGUUUGUCGUCUAAACAUUGAGCUAUUUACCUCAGCCAUCGCCGUGUCAGAGAGGAAUCUAAAASCAGAAAGACAUUGCAGUGAAUUUCUCAUGAAAACUAAGAAGACAAUGAAUUGAGUUGCCCAAGCGGUGCAUUCAACACGGCAAAUAGUGUUGUUUGUUGACCAMAAUCACCUUGGGCGCUCGACAAACCAACAAACGUCUUUAGCUCCACACGAGAUAUAUUUUGAUGUGAGUGGCAGAUGGCAACUGAGGAACUACUUGAUGUAAAUUCACACAAUUCUGGUUCAAUAUUCAGACGACAUGAAAGGAAGCARCAAAGCAGGUCAUUUAGCAAGGAAAGCUAAAAUCAAGAAAGAAGACUUCARUGGAUGGAGCCACGAAGAUGACACUCUGGGAGACAUAGGAAUUGAUACUUGGUUUGAGGAUCGUAAACGAUCGGGACGAGAGAGAGGUUAUGUGUGUGCACUGGUUGAGUCAUUUGAACGUCAAGAACAAGCACGACGUUUCAAAAUACGAAACUCUUCUUCUUCAAGAAAAUCACAACGACAGAGCGCUAAAGCGACUAGAAAUAGUUCAGCCAAUCGGAMSACAAAGGUUGAUGAUGAUCACAUUCAGGAAUCGUUGCCUGGAAACGUUGAUACUUCUAUGAAUGAUGCAGCUUCUUCAAGGGAUCACGUGCUUCAGRGAUCCACUGAUCCUAUUGGAUCAGUAAAUGAACACGUGACUKUAAACCAAUCAGAUGACAAGGAAGAGGAAGUGGAUUGGGAAACGCACUUUGUUGUCCAUUCAAGUCAAGAUAUUUCUGAAACUAAGCAUGAAAUAGAAACACCAUCACAGAACUUAGUUGAAGUAAACCUCGCUCGAUACGAGAAGAGACUGCGCAAACAGCGAGAAAAUCGACUUCGAAAGAGCAUGGAUAUAAUCAAGAACACUGCUGACCAGGCGGUUACUGUAUCGUCGUCCAAAAAAGCUGCCAACAUUACUAGCGUGACGUUUGCCCAGGGAAUGAUUCAGCCAAUCAAUGACAUUGAAAAUACCGCGAAAAAAUCGRCGGUUAAAAAURCUUCAACAUCAAAGCUGCCUUCAAUUUCCAACGAGCAUGCUCAAAGUAUYGAAGAUAAAACACAGACUACACGCAAUGGUCUUGAUACCAACCCUAACAAAACCACUAAGAACAACAAUCACUUGGCKAAGAAAUUCAACUUUGAUAUUUUAGAAAAAUAUGCUUUGAUUCGUAACUCUAAGCACACAAAAARCAGUGCAACKUUCAUGGAUUAUGUUGAGAAGAUGCGAACUCUCCGUCAUAGCGGUUCGAAGGRCKCAAAUCAUAAUCAAUCUGUCGAUGUUGAUGGAGAUUUUGCGCAAAACCCAAACGUAAAAAAGGUUGACGCAGGUGCUAGUCUAACAUUUGAUCARGUUCGAGAGCUGUGGUACGAGUCACGUAGGGAYAGGAUCGUCGGUAAGGUGACUAGACGUACACGAAGUUUGCCGCCGUCUAACAGRAAAGGAAAUAUGAUGGUGAUUAACGCAAAGAGAGGAAGAUGUAUGUCUGAACCAAUUAACAACGAAAAYAAUGUAGCUGCCUUUGAGGGAAAAGUCAACUCGAGGCAGAUAAAGUGCCCUCUACAGCGCAUGCGCUCAGCAACGAAUCGAAGAAUUGAAGCAAACAAAAUAGAAAGAUCGAAAAAAGGAAAACAUGAUGRAAAAAGCGUUGGAAAUGAAAGUGUUGACRUAAAAAGGUAA
Messenger RNA from Exaiptasia diaphana, 2057 nucleotides. RefSeq lists its product as uncharacterized. Bases 615 to 2057 code for a protein of 480 amino acids. The transcript has 5 exons. NCBI's taxonomy places the organism in Eukaryota, Metazoa, Cnidaria, Anthozoa, Actiniaria, Aiptasiidae. The record is from RefSeq and is a predicted model, not a curated record.